Callorhinus ursinus (northern fur seal) is the source of this 7038-nucleotide messenger RNA. RefSeq lists its product as uncharacterized. The record is from RefSeq and is a predicted model, not a curated record. NCBI's taxonomy places the organism in Eukaryota, Metazoa, Chordata, Mammalia, Carnivora, Otariidae.
GCUCUGCUGCUGCUGGGGCUGCUGGCGUCCCUGAGCCUCUUCGUCGCGCGCUCCCGCUCCCGGCGAGGUGGCCAAAGUGGAGGCCUGAGCGCACUGGGGGGUGGGGGUGAGGGCGGCCAAGGGGUCCCAGCUGGGGCGGCCCUGCUCUGACACGGCGGCCGGCCGUGGCGUUGCCCCGACCCAGGUCCUGGGAUGACGACAGGAAAUGGUUCGAGAUCUGGGAUGAGGACACUGUGGGGACUUUUUCAAACUUGGGCUUGGAGGACGACCAAACAGUCAAGGAAGAACACUUCCAGGUGGCCUUGGAGACUGUGGACACCAAUGUGAGGGUGAGGGGGGGCAAAGAAAGGAUGCUUCCAGUCCUUAUCCAGCUCCUGGUCUCUCCCUGUGACUAUCUGUCAGGACCUUGUGAAAAUGGGGGUGUCUGGAAUGGCAGAGAGUACCUCUGCCCUGAAGGCCUCCAUGGCCCUUUCUGCCAGUGGCAAAGGUCCAUCCUCAUGAGAGGGUCAUCUGCAACCACCCUUACCAACUAUGGAUACACAUCGACUUCCAAUAACUCCGCUACCCCUUCAGCCACAUCCACUUCUAUGGAAUCCAAUGUCACCACAGCUGGUUCAAUGUCAUCAAAUUCUACAGUCUCAUUUUAUACUACAAGUUCUUCUAAUUCUUUGAGCCCCAGUGGAUUUUCUACCACAACUUUGAACACUGGUAACAGCAUGAAAACUUACACUGAAUUGACUUCUGUCUUCACAACCAGUCUUGAGUUGUCCAAAUCAACUGUUUCCUCUGGGACCUCCUCUACCUGGGAAGAUAGUGCUGCAUUCACUUCAAGCACUGGUCAUCUAUCUACCACUCCUACUGUCUCAGCUCAGACAGAUUCAGACCUCACAGAAGGACUGACUGUGUAUACAGGCACCCCUGAUUUGUCCAAGCUUACAGUUACCUCAGACAGCACCGUUAGCAAAGGGGAUGGAAUGUCCAGGUUCAACGUAGGGCCUAUGGAAUCUUUUACAUCAGGGACUGCUGACUCCUUUUCUACCCAUGUUGAUAGUGGACUAGCAACCCCAUCCUUUGCUGCAAGGUCCACUUUCUACAUUGCCCCCUCCGAGUUGUCCACACCAAAGUUUCUCACCCACUCUUCCCACAGCACAGAUGAUGCAAGUCCUGCCUCCACAUCCAGCCCCGGUGAGCUCUCUAUCCCCACUCUAGGUGCUGGCCAAGGGGACUCAACUCUCACAGGGGAGACCACCAUCCCCAGCACUGUGCCAGCUUCAUCUGAGCCCCAAGCAUCAUCCCCGGUUUCCCAUGCCCCAGGCACUGGGAGUUCUGUGGCUCCAUGGAGCCCUGGGGAAGCAUCCCCCAGCCCAGCUGUCUCAGGAACACCUGCCACUGGUGUCAUCCUGAAACUCACAGACCACACUAUUAUCUCUGAUUCUUCUGCACCCACAGACACAUCUGUAACCACCUUUACCAAUGAGGAUGGGAGUCCUGCGUCCACCUCAAGGCCCAGUGACACCAUGUCCACCUCUAGCAGUUUUGGCCAAACCACCACGUCCUUUCCGGUGGCAUCCACAGUCUCCACGAACCUCUCUGAUUCAUCAGAUCCAACAUUUUCACCUGACACUUCCCAUACUACUGACAGGGCAAGUCCUUCAUCCCCUCUGGGUCCAGGUCAAACACCUACCAGCCCUGUGGUAUCUGGACAAACAGCCACCUCGACUUUCAGGAAGGAGACGACUGGCCACUCACAGAUUUCAGAUCUAUCAAGACCCUCGGCUUCUGCUGAAACAUCCUACACCAAGGCUGAAGGAGGGGCCACGUCCACUUCAAAUCCUGGCCAGCAGUCUUCCUCCUCUGUGAUCUCGGGACAGACAGCCACAGGCCUGACCGAGGGGCCCUCUGUCAAGACAGAUACAGCCAGUGGGUCCAAACCUACCAGUACCUCAGACGGCACAGUGACCAAGGACGAUGGAAAUUCUGUUUCCCUUUCGGGGCCUGCUGAAUCAUUUACCACUCCCAGUGGUGAUCCUCACACAGCCACAUCUUUUCCUCCAGGAUCGCCUUCCAACACCCCCACCUCAGAGGUGUCUGCCCCAACGUUUUCGCCUUACUCCUCCUACAGCACAGAUGAUGCAAGUCCUGCUUCCCAGUCAGGCCCUAGUGGUGUAUCGACCACCACUGUGGUCUCUGAACAAUCAGCCAUGACCGUCACAGGGAUGCCAACUGUCCACACCACUUCCGAUUCACCUGAGUCCCUGGUUUCUUCCGACAGCUCCAGAACCCCAGGCCCUGGCAGUUCUGAAGCUCCAUCGAGGCCAGGAGACUUCUCUACCAGCCCAGUUGGUUCGGGACCAACUGUGACCACAGUCACCCAGAAAUCCACAGACCACAGCAUCAUCUCUGAUUCUCCUCAACCUCUGGACUCAUUGGCAUCCCCUUAUACCAAGGGUGAUGGAAGUCCCGUGUCUACAGCAAGUCCCACUGAAUCUUUAGCCACCUCUCCAGGUUCGGGACCAUCAGCCUCACUCAGUGCUAUGGAGUCUACAUUCUCCUCAAGCGUCUCAGAGUCACCUGAAUACACAGUGUCUUCCUAUACUACAGGCUCUCCAACUCCCUCUCCCCAGGAUGGAUUUUCCACCACUUCCCUGACCACUGGACACAGUGCUACAGCUUCUACUGGGUUGCCCUCUGUCUUCCCAAGUGUGUCUGAUUUGUCCCAAGCCACCAUUGCUUCUGAAACCUCCUAUACGGCGGAUGACAGAAGUGCGGUGCCCUCUUCAAGUCCUGGCCAGCUGUCUACCACACUCUCUGUCUCAGCACAGACAUCCUCAGGCCUCGUGGAGGGAUCCAGUGCUUAUCCAGGUACCCCUCACUCAUCAAAACCUACAGUUAUCUCAGUCAGCACCAUUAGCAGAGGGGUUGGAGUUCCUGCUUCCACAUCAGGGACUGCUGACUCCUUUUCUACCCAUGCUGAUGGCGGACAAGCAACCCCAUUCCUUGGUGCAGGGUCCACUUUCUACACUGCCCCCUCCAAGCUGUCCACACCAGUGUUUCCCACCCACUCCUCCCACAGCACAGAUGAUGCAAGUCCUGCCUCCACAUCCAGCCCCAGUGAGCUCUCUAUCCCCACUCUGGGUCCUGGCCAAGCAGACUCAACUCUCAAAGGGGAGACAACCAUUUUUGGCACUGUGCCAACUUCAUCUGAGCCCCCAGCAUCAUCCCCAGUUUCCCAUGCCCCAGGCACUGGGAGUUCUGGGUCUUCGUGGAGCCCAGGGGAGGCAUCCCCCAGCCCAGCUGUCUCAGGAAUAACUUCCAGUACAGUCCCCUUCAAGCCCACUGAGUACAGUAUCCUGCCUGGUUUUUCUCAACCCACAGGCUCAUCUGCAACCACCUUUACCAAAGAGGAUAGAAGUUCUGUGUCCACAUCAAGGUCUAUUGAACCUUUUACCACUUCUGUUGGUGAUGACCAAAAAACUUUUCCUCCUGGAUCCACCUUGAAUACAAUAAUCUCACCGGUGCCUACAGCUACAUCUUCGUUCCACUCUUCCUACAGCACAGACAAGACUAGUCCUGGUUUUCCAUCAAGCCCUAGUGAGCUCACUCACCCAAGUCUAUUGUCUGAAGUAACCACACUGACUGUCACAGAGGAGUCAAUUGUGUAUACCAGUGUUUCUGAUUUGUCCAUAUCUACUGUUUACUCUGAAUCUUCUUUUACCCAAUUUGAAGGAAGUUCUGCAUCCUCUUCAGGUUCUGGCCACCUUUCUACCACCACAGGUAUCUCACAACAUACAUCCUUAAGUCUAAGUGAUGGGUCUAUUGUCUAUACAGGCACUCCUGACUUGUCCAUACCUACAGUGAUUUUGGACACGACUCUUUCCAAAGAGAGCACAAGUUCUGCUUCUACUUCAAGUUCAGGUGGAACUUUUCCCUCUACAUGUGGAUAUCAAGAAACACCCACAUCCUUUACCGUGGAAUCAACUGUCUCCACAAUCCUCUCAGAUUCAUCAAAUCCAACAGUUCCACAUGAUACCUUCUAUACUACUCAUAAUGCAAGUCCUUCUUCCUCAUCUGGUCCUGGUGAAUUAAUUUCCACUACUCUGGUCUCUGGGCAAACAAGCGCAUCCCUUCCUGAAGCAUCCACUGUCCCCACAACCAUAUCUGAUUUGUCUCAUUCCACUGAUUCAGUGGUUACCUCCUCCACCACUGUCAAGCAAAGUUUUAUUUCCUCACGAAGCUCUGCUGAAUCAUCCUCUACCACCUCAGUCUCUGGACAAACAGCCACAAUUUUCAUGGGAAAGCCAACUGUCUACACCAUUUCUGAUUUAUCUGGUUCUACAGUUUCUGUUGAUACCUCCUCUACCAUCCCUAUUGGGGGUCCUGCACCCUCAUCAAGUUCUAGCUUGUUGCCUUCCACUACCAUCACAACCAUCACUGAGGAAUCCAGUGUCUUCACCACUACCACUUAUUCCUCCAAAACAACUGAUUCAUCUGAUGCCCCCCAAACCACUGAAGAUCUUAGUCCAUUAUCUUCAUCAAGCCCCAUCCAUUCCUCUUCACCCCCUGCCACCUCUGGACAAAUGCCCACCACCUUGGAUGAGAAUUCUACUUUCUUCAUCACCAAUAGUGUUUCUGCCAAACCAAUGAUUUCUACUUCUAUCCCCUCUGCCACGGACAGCCCUAGUCCUGCAUCGCCAUCAGCUCUAACUUUCUCCUCUACAACUAGACUUAUAUCCAGACCAACAGCUACCACCUUCAGUGGAGGAUCUACUAUCUUUCAAAGCAGCGCAGGGAUACCAAAUGCAACAAUAUCAUCUAACAGCUCCCAAACCCUAGUCCCUGGUGCUUCUUCUUCAGCUUCACCUAUCCCUGGCUUCUCCUCCAGGCCAGUCCCUGACUCUUCUUCAGCCCUUACAACUUCUUCUGGUUUUUCUCCUCCUCUGUCCUCCACUCCACCUGGCUCUACCCAUGCUCCAGUCCCUGGGUUCACUACCUCUUCAACCCUCCAUCCCCUGUUCACUAGCACACACACAACUGUGAGGACGACCCAGUCUUCAGCUAUGACACCAAGGCAGUGUCAGAAUGGGACCAUAUGGAACGGAGAAGAGUGUGUCUGUGUCCAAGGCUUCUUUGGUUACCAGUGCAAGUCCCUUAUGGACUCCUUCCUCCUAGAAAUCCCGGAAAAAGUCAAUGCCACUUUAGGUGUGACAGUGAAAGUGACUAAUAGGAAUUUCACAAAAGCCCUGAAUAACAUAUCCUCCCCGGUAUACUGGAACUUCAUUCAACUAUUCGAGAGUCAGAUGGAUAAAGCUUACAUGAGCAAAGACUUUCCCCAGUACAGAGGCGUGAUCAUUAGGAGACUGUUGAAUGGCAGUGUUGUGGUGGAACAUGAUGUCGUUAUGGAGGCAAACUACACUUCAGAUUACCAGAAACUGUUUGAGAACCUCACUAAAAUCAUAAAGGUCAAGAUUAUGAAUGAGACCAAAAGGCUAUCUGGUGAUUCUGAAGUGUGCAGAGCAGCCUCCUCACCUCUGUGUUACGAUGAGGAAGCCACUAUUGUGAGCAAGACUGUGAAGCUGGGCUUUGACCUGCAGGAGCAAUGCACUCAGAAGGCCGCGAAGGACUAUGCCCAGUUCUACUAUGUGGAUGAACUGGAUGGGAAGCUGGCCUGUGUGACCAAGUGCACCUCGGGGACAAAGUUGCAACUGAACUGUCAUGAGGGUGAAUGUCAGCUGCAACGAAGAGGUCCCCACUGCCUAUGCCCGACCUCGGACACACACUGGUACUGGGGAGAGACUUGUGCCUUGAGCACCAGCAAGAGCCUGGUGUACGGAAGUGUGGGAGCUGUGGGAGCAGUGCUGGUGGUCACGGUGGUGGUCCUCACCAUCUUCCUCUGCCGAUCCCAGAGAAAACUGCACAGGGAAGAAUACAGCUUGUCUCAAGAGUGGCACGGAGAAGAUGUUCCUGGCAGCUUCCAGAACAUAGGCAUCUGGGGCGGUACUUCUCACUGGGAGCAAGCUGGUGGGUCAAGAAAGGCCGAGAAAAUGCUAUGGCCAGACUCAGUGUGGCCGUGGGUGCUAGCUGGCUUUGUGUGUGCUGUGGAUGCCAGGCUCUGCCGGCUUCUCUGUGGCCUCCUGACCCCGAGCCCCCACGCAGCCCCUGCCAAGCCUCGUCUUUUCUCGGCUCCUCUCUAUCACUCCCGUCUGCACGUGGCCCACACUCACCGUUUCCCUCUUCCAUGCCAGACUGUACCACUGUCUGGAAGGUUCCCCUUGCUGGGGGCUCUGCCUGUCCCAAUCCUGCUCUGUUUCCAAGAUCUGGUUCAAAUACUCCCCCUCCUUAGAGCCUCCCGUGUGUUCGGGCUCUUCUGAUUCCCACCUGGCGUGGAAAACCUCCAUGUCACAUCUGCUCUGAUCUCUCACUGAACGGAGAUGAACGAUCUCUGUCCCCCACCAUCCCUGCGCUGGGGCAGGUUCUGCCUUACCAGUUCCUCCUGGCAAACACCAUGGAGGGGCUACAGGCAUGGCUGAGAGCCGGAUCCUGCCCCCAGAGAGCGGCCCCUGUGAGAGCAUCAGAUGCACACACCGUUAGUGGGAGGACAGAACCAUGCCCUGGGCUCCAGGGGCAUAGAAGGUUGCCCGAACCAGCCAGGGUGGGCUGGGAUCAGAAAAGCCUGCAGAGGGGGACAUCACCUGAGCCUGUCUGCAGGCUGGGGCAGUGCUGCGAGCUGGUGAGUAAGCCGUGUGCUUCCUGCUUCCAGAGACACAGGUCCCAGUGAGGUCAUGGAGGUCUCUGUGGGCUGUGAUGGGGAGGGGGACCCACCGGAGGGGCUUUAAGAGAGGGAGGCCAGACAUGCAUUUUGAGCAGCUCACUCAGGUGGACUUGAGGGGGACCUCAAGUGGGGAGACCAAGGAGAAGCCUCUGCAGUCAUGCAGGGGAAGGAGGAUGAGGCUGAGUAGGGGUAGUAAGGAUGGGAGGAGUGGACAGACCCCAGGGAGCUGGGCGGGGCUUGUCCCUCACAGGCUGGGGAAGGGAGAAGGU